AAUAACCAAUAUUAGUUUUUAAAAAAUAAUUUUAUUUUAAAUAAAUUUAGUUUUAUAUUCGGUUAACCGAAGCAACUCUCCAAUAGUUUUAAUAUAAAUAUCAAAUAGUUUUUUUUUUCCCAAGAGUUUAGGUAGUUUAGUAAUUAGGAAAAACAAAUAGAAAUAAGAAAAAAGAUAUUAGGUAUAAAUAGCAAUAAUUUAAAUAAACAAAUAUAUAACAAGUAAUACAACAAUAAUAACAAUAAUAAUAAUAAGAAAUAAUGGACUCUGCGAUUAGCAACUCCAUCAAGACAGUCCUCAAUUUAGGGUUUAAAAUUGUAUCAUUUUGGUUUAAACUAUGGUUACUACCAAUUAAUUCAAUAUUUGAAUGGAUACAAGAAAGAGUUAAACCCAUAGUAGUUCCCCUUUUCACAUUUUUACAUACACAUAAAACCAAACUAUUAAAAUAUUCAUUGCUUUCGAUAUUUUAUUUGGGCUUUUUAUUAUUUGUAACUUUAAUAUCAUACUAUGCACUAUAUUCUACAUUAGUACCAAAGGUUUCAACUGAAGAGCCAUUAUUUUUUGACUAUAGUUAUAAAUCAACUAAAAAAAUUGUUGCAGAUGUUCAAGCCUCAGUUGAGUUUCAAAAGAAUAAACACUAUAGUAUUUUCUUAGAGUUAGAAUUACCAGAAUCACCAAAGAACCAAGAUGUUGGGAUGUUCAUGGCUUGCAUGGAAAUUGAUGACCAUGAUAAGUGGAAUCCACAGAAAAUUCAUCAUACUUGCAGACCUGCCAUACUAAAAUAUUCCUCAGGUAUCUUAAAAUAUAUCAAAUCAUUUUUGAUGUCCAUUCCAUAUCUUUUUGGUUUCUAUGAGGAAAAACAAACUGUAGUCUUAUCAAUGGGUGAUAAUUUUAUUGCAAAUAGAUAUUACCAAACCAUUUCAGCUCAAAUUCAAAUUAAUAAUCCAGAAAUUCAAAUUUAUAAAGCAUCAUUAAAAUUCUUAGCAAAUUUAAAAGGUUUUGAUUAUUAUUUGUAUUAUUAUCCAAUUACCUCGUUUAUAGUUGGUUGCUCAAUAAUAUAUAUUUCACUAUUGUCCUCAUCCAUAUUUUUCGUUGCAUCACUAUACCUAUAUAGACAUUUCAACCAAAAAGAGCAAGAAGGAAUUAAACCAAUUGAGGACUCAUCCGAUGAAGAAAUCGAACUUCAUAAUAGUUUGGUUGGUGAAGAUUUAAAUGAUUUCAGUUCCUCUAGUUCAUCAGCUGCUAUUCCAUCAUCAUCUGCAGAUGCGGUAUCAUCCUCAAAUAUUCAAAGAAGAAAUGCCGCAAACUAUAAAAGAAAACCAAUUUGGGAAAUCGAAGAUGAUAAUCCUAUGUUUAAUAAAGACAAUAAUAAUAAAGACAAUAACAUAGGCAAUAAUAUAAGCAGCACCAAACCAAACAAUGAGGACUCAUUAGGAAUUUUUGCAUCACCAAAAAUGUCAAAAGAUUCUAAAUCUGUAGAAGACUCAAAGUUUUAUAGAGAAUUGGACGAGGCUUUUAAUAAUAAAUUGAAUAAUCAAAAGAAUUUUAAUAAUACUAUAAACAACAAUAACUAUUCAUGGGAUCAAGAGCUAAAAGAUAUUGAUUCAUUGUUAGAUGAAAAACAAAAACAACAAGAACAAAAAUAUAAACAAAAAAACAAAGAUAAACCAUCUACUACACCUUCAUCUCCUUCAUUAAAAAAUAAACAACAACAACAACAAAAAAAAAAUCAAGAAUUUGAUAGCAAAAAUAAUAACGAAGAUAUCCAAGCUCAUUCACUUUUAAUUUUAUCAACCUCUGAAAAUACAACACCAAUACAACAUUCAUCAAACAAAGAGGAAGAAAAAGCACCAAACAUUUCAAUAGAGCAAACUAUAACUAAUAACAUUAGCAAUAAUAACAAUGAUGAUGAUAAUGAUAAAAAGAAUAUUGAAAAUGAAACAACAAAUAAUAUUACUAUCAAUGAUGACUCUCCUGUUAAUAUCUCUAGUCCAUCAGAUUCAGACAAAGAAUGCGAAGAACACAAAGAUGAAGAAACCAAAGAAUCUGCUGAACAAGAUGAAGAAGGUGAAGAAAGUGAAAAACCACCUGGAAACUCUGGAUUUAGUGGUAAUGAUGAAUGGGUUAAAGUCUUGGACUCCUCAAUAAGAAAAAGAAAGAACUAGAUGGAAUAAUAAUAUAUUAUUUUUCUUUCUAUUGUUUUAAUAUAUUAGUGAUACAUUAGCAUAGAUACAUAUAUAUUUAUAUAUUGUCUUUUUAUUUUUUUGUAAAUUAUUCUCAAUAAAUAUAAAUAUUUUU
Dictyostelium purpureum is the source of this 2298-nucleotide messenger RNA. RefSeq lists its product as uncharacterized. The record is from RefSeq and is a predicted model, not a curated record. The transcript is spliced from 4 exons. NCBI's taxonomy places the organism in Eukaryota, Evosea, Eumycetozoa, Dictyosteliales, Dictyosteliaceae. Gene Ontology annotation, cellular component: endoplasmic reticulum membrane. Gene Ontology annotation, biological process: lipid droplet organization; lipid storage. The coding region runs from base 261 to 2165 and encodes 634 amino acids.